UCAGGAAUAGGACUGACUACUCAGCAGAGAACAGCCAUUGAAAAUGCGACCGUUGCAUUUUUCUUGCAGUGUAUUUCUUGCCAUCCUAAUAAUCAAAGAUUGAUGGCUCAGGUUCUUUGUGAACUUUUCCAUUCCUCUCCUCAAAGAAGCAAUCUCCCAACAUCUGGAAAUAUUUCAGGGUUUAUUAGAAGGCUUUUUUUGCAGCUGAUGCUAGAGGAUGAGAAAGUGACAAUGUUUCUUCAGUCACCUUGCCCAUUGUAUAAAGGAAGAAUCAAUGCUACCAGCCACAUAAUUCAACAUCCAAUGUAUGGGGCAGGACACAAGUUCCGUACUCUUCUCUUGCCAGUCUCGACAACACUGGCAGAGGUUCUUGAUCGUGUAUCAGAUACUCCUAGCAUCACAGCAAAAUUAAUUAGUGAACAAAAAGAAGACAAGGAAAAAAAGAAUUACGAAGAAAAAGAGAAAGUUAAAGCAGACAGCGGGUUUCAGGACAAUUACAGUGUUGUUGUUGCAUCUGGUUUGAAAUCUCAGUCAAAAAGGGCUGUAUCGUCCACCCCACCUCGUCCACCUUCAAGACGAGGGAGAGUGGUGACAGAUAAAGUAGGGAGCUCUGCCACAGGAAAUGAUUCUUCCAGCAAAACUAUUAGUGUUCCUGUUUUUCACCUAUAUCAUAAGCUGCUACCAGGUCAGCCGCUGCCACCCGAGAUGACCCUGGCCCAGCUUUUGACUCUGUUGUAUGACCGCAAGCUUCCUCAAGGAUACCGAUCUAUAGACUUGGCAGUUAAGCUUGGCUCGAAAGUCAUCUCGGACCCCAGUCUUUCAAAAACAGAUUCAUUCAAGCGCCUACAUACUGAAAAAGAGCAUGCAGAUUUAUUGGGACCUUGUCCUGAAGAUGAAGCAGUCACACCGGUUGAAGAAUGCAUGGAUACAGUGCUGGAUGAAUCUUUUCUUGAUACUUGCCCGCUCCAAUCCCCAUUGCAAGUUUUUGCUGGGAUGGGUGGGUUGGCCCUCAUUGCAGAAAGACUUCCUAUGCUUUACCCAGAUGUGAUUCAACAAGUGAGUGCUCCAGUUGUUACAUCCACCACCCAGGAGAAGCAGAAGGACAGUGAUCAGUUUGAAUGGGUUACCAUUGAACAGUCAGGAGAACUGGUCUAUGAAGCCCCAGAAACAAUUGCAGCAGAACCGCCACCAAUCAAAUCGGCAGUCCAAACUAUGUCUCCCGUACCUGCUCAUUCUUUGGCUGCUUUUGGAUUAUUUCUUC
Protobothrops mucrosquamatus (brown spotted pit viper) is the source of this 1261-nucleotide messenger RNA. Its product is annotated as baculoviral IAP repeat-containing protein 6-like. The transcript has 8 exons. Lineage: Eukaryota; Metazoa; Chordata; Lepidosauria; Squamata; Viperidae. The record is from RefSeq and is a predicted model, not a curated record. The annotation marks the transcript as partial.